This is a messenger RNA of Penicillium subrubescens, 720 nucleotides long. Its product is annotated as HCNGP domain-containing protein. The record is from RefSeq and is a predicted model, not a curated record. The transcript has 3 exons. The coding region runs from base 1 to 720 and encodes 239 amino acids. Gene Ontology annotation, cellular component: nucleus. NCBI's taxonomy places the organism in Eukaryota, Fungi, Ascomycota, Eurotiomycetes, Eurotiales, Aspergillaceae. Gene Ontology annotation, biological process: regulation of DNA-templated transcription.
AUGCUCGGCCUCGGUGCAUACGCGAGCAGUAGCGAGGACGAGGUAGAGACCAAGCCCUUACCCAAGCUGCAGCCAACACAGCGUGAGAAGCAGCCACCGGUUGUACCCAAACAACCCGUUCAGGACAACAAGCCAGCUCCUGCCAAUAUUACGAAAAUUCAGCCACAGAUACAGCCCACUUCAGCGACUAAUGAGCCUCCCAAUGGCCCAGUUCUCGGUCCCGCAUCCGGCCCCGCGGCCAUGAGCCAGGAACAAUCGCCCGAUGGCCCAUCACCCAGCGGCCGUUCCUCGCCCUUCUCGGCGACGCGGGCUUUGAUACACGAUUUGACACUUCCGCCAGUGCCCAAUCUGGAUAUUCCACCUUCACCCCCGGGGUCACCGAACGCCGCUGCCAAUGCCAAGUUUGAGCAUUUCCUCUCCCUGAAGAAACAAGGCGUUCAUUUCAAUGCGAAGCUAGCCAGCUCCUCGUCUCUGCGGAAUCCUAGUUUGUUGAAGAAAAUGAUGGAACAUGCGGGUAUUGAUGAGGAAUCACAAUAUAAUACGGCUCUGCCUUCGGAUCUUUGGGAUGUCUCUAACUUGCCCAAGUGGGCUUUCAAGGAGGAGCUUCUUAAGACUCAGCAAGAGGCUCGACAGAAACAAGAUGAGAAGAAUGCUGCGGGUCAGCGGUCUUCUAUCGAGUUUGUCUCCGGAGCAGAUGCAAAGAGAAAAGCCAAUCCAUGA